AUGGCUUGCUCGACGAUUGCGGAUGGUGUUGGCCAUUCAUUGUUGGCCUCUAUAAUCCUCAUAAUCGUUCGCUGGAAACAACAGGCUUCAGAACGAUCGAAAGGCCGUCAGAUGGCCUCUGCGACCGCUAUGAAGCGAGACAUGGUUGAGCAAGACGGUCAUUCAGACAAGGUGCGAAAGACAUUGCGUGGACGGGCAGAGAAGGCAUGCGUUCGGUGUCGCGCAAAGAAGCGCACCUGUGAUGGAGGCAAUCCGUGUCAGCGGUGUAAAGAAAGCCACAGCGCCUGUUACUUCAGCGACUGGCAUUACACCGUGCCAUACCCGAGGGAAUACGUCGAAUAUCUCGAAGAACAGCAAGAGCAACUGUCAGCGGGGCUGCUCUUGAUGUACCGGUUGUUGAAAGACUCACACAUCAAGACCGUACCUCCUCUCCCCGACAAGCUCCAAGCACAAGACCUGCUCAGCGCGCUACGGAGUCUCAGACUGGAUCCACAACACCAUCAUCCUGUGUACAGCCAUCACAGUGGUGCAGGCGGUCUGCACAAUGGCACUAUCAUGAACAUGACCGAGAACGUGUUCGCAGAGCACAGUCGACGACCACCAAACCACGUGCACAGCCCGUUCGACCCAGGUCCGACAUCACCUGCGCAGGCAUCGGUCCUCUCUUCCAGCUUCCAUCCGUCACCAAGGCCAGACUUGAAUCCCUCGCACAUCCCUACAACAGCACCUGGAAGCUUUUCACCCGUGACCUACGGACCGGCUUUCGAGUUCGUGCGGCCGUCACAGCCGAAAGUUAUUGUGGACCAAGCACACAGUCACCCCUCAGAUCACGCGACAUCCCCUGGUACCAAACCGAUCUGCGGCCGAUGUGCUCGUGCUGGAAUCCACUGCACGUAUGCGGGCGGACGCUCGCCCGAGCCUACGAUUACGAUGAUAGAUGAAUCUCCCUCGUUGGCUUCACGGGCGAGCAGGCUGUAUGAUCUCACGCGAGCGGCUGCGAAUCAACAACAGCCGCUUCAGUCGGCUCCGACUAGCGCGCCGGAGAGCAAACCUAUCGUCAAGCCCGUCAUUACAGACAACACCAUCAGGGAAACCAACACGCCCAGCAGGGACACCGGCCAUCUCUACGUCGGCCCGCACACAAAGGGCCACUACAUCUCCAGUGCUCACUUCGCGCUGAUCAGCCAAGAGGUCGCCGCCAUCAACGACCUCCUCCGCGACCAACGCGGCUACUCCAGAGAAGUCCUGCGCGGACCCAUAGGCCAGACGUUUCCAACCUCCCCACCCCUUACCUCUCCGCAAUGGUCAUGCAAAUCCUCCGCCGAUUGUACGCCGGAUGAAUCGCCCCAGGGAGAGCGAGAGCUCUAUGGAGAUCUCUUCCCUAACAUCCCCGCCUGGACUCCGCAGGACAACACGCUUAUGACAUCGCAAGCCCCCUCCAUCGACGAGAUCCUCCAAGGUCUCCCGGGACGCGAGCAGAGCGAGGUCUUGAUCUGGUCGUACAUGGGCGGAUUUCACGCGAAGAGAUCGCUAUUCCACGGCCCGUCGUUCCUUGUGCAAGUGCGGAAAUUCCAGCAUUGGGUGGACACGCGCGAUCCGAAUUACAUCCUCAGUGUGCAUUUCUUGUCGUUGCUCAGCGCGGUGCUGUUCGCGGGCUCCGUGGUGUGUCCCAGAUACCGGCUCUCGACGGUUUUUGGGGAUGUCAGUCGGGAGACGCUUACGUCGAGGCUGUAUCGAAGGGCUGUGAGGGCGAUUCGGUUGUCGGAGUUUCCGCAGAGCCCGAGUUUGCAAUCUCUGUCGGCGUUUAUUAUUGUGGAUUCGACGUGGUUGAGGGAGGAGCAGCCUUUGACGUGCUGUUCGUUCAUUGGGGUUGCGGCGAGGGUUGCGCAGAUGCUUGGCCUCCACAAGGAACCUACCACAUUCGGCCACUUCUCACCCGUGGACGUACACAUCAGACGACAAGUCUGGUGGUCAAUCGUAGCAAUCGACGCCCAAGUAGCGUUCGCAUCCGGCCUGCCUCCAAUCCUAGACUGCCGCCUAUACAACGUCCAGCCCGUCAGCGAGCUCAGCGCAGCAGCCAUACGGGAAGACUUCGAAUCGCACGGCAACGCGAACAAGUCGAUCCUAGGAAUCUUCAUCGGUGGUCGAUUCGCGUUCUACAAGCGAGGCAACGAAAUCCUGCACUUGCUCCACAGCAGCCUGCUCUCCGAGAUCGACCUCGACCGGAUCCUGGAGAUCACGCACGAGGUCAAGCUGGAUAUGGAGAAUCGUAAGGAGCAGAUCACCUCGAUUGAGCAGCUGCACCAGCAGACGCCGCAGCAGUUUGACGGGAGUGAUAUCGAUGCGAUCCGUCACACCGAGUCCAAUGCGGCGCUCGCCGGGUUUGCGAAGAUGUUGUUCGCUCUCUGGGCGGCGAAGCCUUACUCUGUCAUGUACGGUCCCAUGCGGAGACAAAACCUGCUUCCAGCUCUGCGUAAAAAGGAGCCAAAUGUAAUCGUGUACUGCCGAGAAUACGUCCAUCGCUUCCUGCGCCUAGCGGAACGACGAGACUUCCAGCCAUGGCACUGGUGCUGGCCGGGUCAACAUCAGCCAUUGCACAGCAUCAUGGCUUUGAUCUCUGAUUUGGAAGAUCAUCCGGACGACCCAGAGGCUGUCGAGACGCGGAGAUUGGUCGACUUGGCCAUCUACAAGUGCAUCGGCUCCGACGACUGCGGAAUCACCUCCCACGAAGAUGGGAAUCCUGAUCCUCGACCUCUGCACAGCGGCGGUGCUCAGGCGUGGAGAUUCCUUCGCCGGGCGCGCGAUAGAGCCUGGGAAAUGGCCGGCCUUGACCCCACAAUCCUCACCUGCCCCGAAUCCGUGCACGACAUCCGCCUGCGCGGCGUCCCCGACGAAGACCGCAACCGCGACGAACCCGGCGAGACGUGGGCCGACUAUGCGUACGGCCCCAUCCCGCAGACGUACGCGGAGUGGUCGUAUCUGGGCCAGGCGACGGAUCCGAAUUUCGGGUUUCUGAGUGAUUUGGAUAUGCAGAUUCAUGGGGGGAUUGGGGGUGUUAGUGUGUGA
Messenger RNA from Zasmidium cellare ATCC 36951, 3066 nucleotides. RefSeq lists its product as uncharacterized. The record is from RefSeq and is a predicted model, not a curated record. Bases 1 to 3066 code for a protein of 1021 amino acids. NCBI's taxonomy places the organism in Eukaryota, Fungi, Ascomycota, Dothideomycetes, Mycosphaerellales, Mycosphaerellaceae. Gene Ontology annotation, molecular function: DNA-binding transcription factor activity, RNA polymerase II-specific; zinc ion binding; DNA binding. The transcript has 10 exons. Gene Ontology annotation, biological process: DNA-templated transcription; regulation of DNA-templated transcription.